AUGUUCUCCUGGCACGAACCACGUUGGUGGAACUCGUUCGUUAGAAGGAGAGUUUGGAUCCGGAAAAGGGCAAGGAGAAGACCUGCAGAUGUAGAUUCCUCUGGCCACUUGCUCAACUCCGACUACUUCACCAUUCGACCCGCGUCUUCUCGCAGCAGCAAUCGGCGAUCUGUGGCGAGCGUGGCUAGUAGCCGUCUUCCCAGCAAGUCUAGCAUAGCACGCACAUCUAUCAAGGAGAUGGAAGAGGCCCAGGAGAUUGAGAAUAUAGAAACGUUACUGUCGGUUCUGCGGUCAUCGAGAAUCGAUCGUGAGAAGAGAGAAGCCGUCGAAAAUUACCUUGAUCAUGCAAUGGACCUUAGCCAGCUUCAAGACGAGAUGCACGAAAUCAUGUCGAUUUUUGUUUUUCAAGCAUCACGGCGACAACUUCUGACCCAUUUGAUGCGUAAAUACGAUGACACGGCACGCAAGCUGGAAGACAACGACAACAAGGACGACAAAAAUCUCCUGGAGCGGAAGAAAGCCCUCGAGGCCGCCGUCAAACAUGCAGAAGAGGAGGUUAGCAAACUGGCCUACUGGAGUGACGUCAAAAAAAUGGCCGAGAGGGGGGAGCUGAGGUUGUCGCUCGAUGAAGAUCAGGGUUGGUACGAGUCACAUCCUGGUUUGGAUCGAAGCGGGCCGAAUGCGCCGAAUAUGGGCGAGUUGCCAUGA
Metarhizium acridum CQMa 102 is the source of this 708-nucleotide messenger RNA. RefSeq lists its product as uncharacterized. The record is from RefSeq and is a predicted model, not a curated record. Lineage: Eukaryota; Fungi; Ascomycota; Sordariomycetes; Hypocreales; Clavicipitaceae.